GCGAGUCGUGAUAAAGAAACAGGUCCGGGCUGCCGCGACUGUCACAGGUCCGGGCUGCAGCGACUGUCAUAGGGUCAGGUUGUAACAGUUGGCUAGAAUACCUAACUGCAUCUUUUGGCGGUCCAAUGGAACCCGACACGAUGAAGCCACAACCGACCACGGGCGAAGCAGGAGAGGAGUACAGGGCAUCGCUCGAUCGAGCACUGAGGGAUCUGAAGGAAAGAAUUAGGCAAGAAGCACCGCUGAGAUGGGCUGACCAAACCAAUGACGGAGGGUUCGACAUGAGAGGCGAACCAGUUGCGACAGAGCCGCAGGAGGCUCUAAAAACGGGUACCUCGAGCGAACAACGAGAAGCGAUGAGGCGACGCUCCCCCGAGUACGAGCGGAGGGACACCAUAGCGGACAGAGGAAGUAGAUAUGAGAGAGGAGAUCGGUGGGAACGACAAGAUGGGUCGCGCGGACGGUUUGAGCGCGGGGGAGAGGCGAGAGAGCAGCGCGACGAGUCGCGGGGAUGGAACAACCGAGGGGACCGACGCGAUGAGUCACGAGGACGAUAUGGCUCGGGGGACCGCCAGAAUGAUUCACGAGGCUGGUAUGAGCAAGGAGAGUCUGGAGGAGACCGUCGCAACGAUUCGCACGAACGGAAUGAGAGAGGGGGAUAUGGCGUCUCAUCAGAACCAUAUCCUAAGUCGCCUGACCCCAAGGCGGCCAAGAGUUCGAUCUCUAGAGGCGCAGACGACAGACCAUCUAUUCCGAGGAACUCAUGCGUCUACCGCAGAGGAGAAGAUCAUAUCAAAAGGGAUUGCCGGGGCCUCAAACGGGCAAUAGAUGAGGGACUUGUCGUGCUUGACGACCGCAAGUACGUCAAGUGGGCAGAUGAUCUAGGAGAUGUAUCGAUGUUCCCUUCGAUGAAGGAGAAUGUUAAAGCAAGGAGAAUAAAGACGAGUAAAGGAAUGGAGUCGGUCAGGAGCCAGAGCAUCAAGAUAACCUUUGAGGGGGAUAUCGCGACCACACCCAUAAGGGUGGCAGCCACCAAGUCGGCAAGAGGGUCUACAUCGAAGAAGACUGACACGGAUUACGAGAUGGCGGAGAAGGACGGGCAGCGGGUCGAUGGAGAGGAGGUUAUCCUUUCGCCGCGAAAGCGGGGAGUGAAGAAGUUCUUAAUGAAGAGUUCGCUGGACGAGAUUGACACGAUGAUCACGCGGAAGACUCACAUACCUCUAUCAGAGGAGGGUCAGGGGGCCCCUAAAGCGGAAGCUUCUACAGUAGCAGUAACGGAGGGGACUGCCAGAGCGGAUCGCAUAGCGACAGUCCUUCUCGAUGGGAUGGAAGGUGUGCCUCCAGACAAGUUUUAUAUACUUGGUAGCGAGGUCGUGGAGACGAUUAUAAACGAUGGAGCGAUACUCGAUGCUGUGAUUGAUAACGGCAGUGAGGCUGUCAUCAUAGACGAGGACCUGGCAGUACAAGUUGGACARGGCCUCGAUAGGUCAUACCUAUUCGAGAUAGAGACGGCUGAUGGGAGAAAGCAACAGAUCAUUAGGGUUUGUCACAAGGCAGCCAUAGAGGUCCAAGGGAAGGAGAAGGAAGAAGUUAUCGCUUUCCUGAAAGAAAAGAUGGUUUCCCACGUUGCGGAGCCGUCUGAUAGCGCUUACGCUAAUCGAUGGUUCUUCCUACGAAAGCCGAAUGGCAAAAUCCGAUGGAUCCAGGACCUUCAGAAGGUCAACGCGGUGACGAUACGAGACGUGGGCUCCGUGCCACACGCCGAUUUACUGGCAGAAGGCGCAGCAGGUAGGUCGAUCUAUUCGGUCUGUGAUCUGCUCUCAGGCUAUGAUGAGGUACCGCUUGACCCUAGGGACAGGCACCUCACAGCUAUGCAUACGCCAUUGGGACUAAUUCAAAUGAUGGUUGUCCCUAUGGGAUGGACUAAUGGAGUAGCCGUUUUUCAGAGAGCCAUGGUARCCGUCCUCAAGGACUUCAUCCCUGAUAAGGUUGAAGUUUUUCURGAUGACUUUCCUAUAAAAGGGCCAGUAGACAGGGAUGAGAUAGAGGUUGUACCUGGAGUUAGAAGAUUCGUCGAGCAGCACCGAACGGAUAUUUGCGCGGUACUCGAGCAGCUGGACGAUGCAAAUUUAACAGUCAGCGGAACCAAGAGCCGAUGGACCGUCUCGACCAUAAAGAUCUUGGGCUUUAUCUGUGACUCGAAGGGACGCCGAGCAAAUCCGGCGAAGUUAGACAAACUUCUGAACUGGUCGUCACCGUUGCAUAGCCCUACCGAGGUCCGACAGUUUCUAGGAGUGGUCGGUUACUGGCGUAUAUUCAUACGGGGGUAUGCAGAGAAGGCUGAGCCAUUGAGGUUACUCCUUCGAAAGACUGAAAACUUCUAUUCGAAUUCUUCACAGAAACUUGUUAUGCAAAACUUUAAAGACGAAUUUAAGGAAGGAGGACGCGUGUUGGGUGUGCCAUUCUUUGACGAUGAGACCGAGAGACCCUUCAUAGUAUCCACGGAUGCUGGACCAUGUUCAGUAGGUGGUUUGCUGUCUCAGAAGGACGAUCGAGGGAAGGAAAAACAGUUAAGAUUUGAGAGUAGGACACUUAAUACGGCUGAGCGUAACUACAGUCAAUUCAAGAAGGAAGUGUUAGCUGUUCUCCGGUGUCUAGACACGUUCAGACACUAUAUCUAUGGRCGACGGUUCAUCUKGAGAGUAGAYCCCACCGCGGUUGCCUCUGUCCUCCAGAAGGACUUUAGUCUGACGGACCCGACCAUCGCCCGAUGGUUAAUACGGAUUCGGCUAUACGAUUACACGGGUGAGAGAGUAUCGGGUACUAAAAAUGCCGUGGCAAAUGGACUUUCACGCAUCCCUCUCGAGCGUCCGAUAGUAGCUGGGGCUCUGUCAAUGGCAGAGCCGAGGCGCGCCGAGAGAUUUCUAGUUAAUCCUUACGAGGGCAAGUACCGAAUUAUCGGACUAUACCUGACGGGAGAGGAGAGUCAAGAUUCAGAUAUCCGGAGGCAAGUAGCCUAGUACUGCCUUAGAGCAGGCCACCUUUUCCGAAGGCCAGUAGGGUCGGGAAUGCCCUUACGAG
This is a messenger RNA of Chara braunii, 3081 nucleotides long. The record is from the annotation of a GenBank genome assembly. NCBI's taxonomy places the organism in Eukaryota, Viridiplantae, Streptophyta, Charophyceae, Charales, Characeae.